Lactuca saligna is the source of this 702-nucleotide messenger RNA. The record is from the annotation of a GenBank genome assembly. NCBI's taxonomy places the organism in Eukaryota, Viridiplantae, Streptophyta, Magnoliopsida, Asterales, Asteraceae.
AUGGGUGAAGGGGUGCAGAACAACGAAACCAUUGUUACUUCUACUCUUGAAACUUCAACCAUUCCCACUUCUACAGUUGAAACCUCCACAUCUUUACCACCUAUUUCAUCACUCAAACAAGCCGAAAAGUUAGCUGUUCAUUCCAAGAAUUUUGACUCCGAGAUUCAAAAGCUUCAGGAUGUUGCAAUGGAACGCGAUCACAUUCUUUUUGAUCAAGUAACGAAACUGAGGGAAUCUGUGGAUCUCAAAGUUGCUAAACUCAAAUCUGAGAUGUCAAAAGAGUCAGAGCUUGAUCAAGCCAUCGAAUUGGUUUUUCAAUUGCAAACUGAUGCUCCACAUGCGGUGCAAGUAUCACAAGGGGGAGAGAAAGGAUUUGGAGGAGUUGGUUCCUCAAAAGAUUUUGAGAAAGGGGUUGUUGAGAAAGUAAGGUCAACUCAUAUUCUGACUUUACUUCCCAUAUCGUUGACAACAACUUUUACAAUAACAACUAUAAGAGCACCUACACAAGGGAUAUCAAUAAACGAAGGGGCUGGAGUUUUCAUAAACAACUACUAUGAUUACUUCGCAAUCAUGGAUAUUGAGCUUGCUUUAGCUGCCAAGAAGCCUUCGAAAGCCCCUCAAUCUUUGUUGAAAGCAAAGAUUAAUAUUGAUAAGUAUGAAGAUGGUGAGAUAAUACAUCAGCCUCUUGGGGAUGUGUUUUGA